UCUGAUGCUGCACCAUUGUUCCCCGAACAGCAGGAAGGAGUGCUUGUUUAAGCUCUGCUGUAUGCGACAGCGGUGCCGGUCAGUCAGUCCGGUGCUACUCGGGGUCCGGUACCGGUUUAUUUAUUUUUUUUAUCGCUCCCACACUGGAGAAAAAAAAAACGCGACAUGGUUUAAGGGGGGAAACUGUGAAGUCCACUGAGAGAGGGGCGUCAUUGACUGACUGGAUACUGAUGAUAGUAACGAAAUGAAUGGGCCGAACUGGGUCGUUACAGUGUAACAUAUUCAUCCUAAGGUUUCUCAGAGACUAUGGGUUGAGGAGGAAUUGGAAGUUUGUCGGCCUAGACCUGGUGUCAUUCCAUCAGUGUUAAACUUCCCGGCUCACCUUUGAAGAGUAUGUGCCAGAAAGACCACGACCAAGCAGCCUUGAGAUCUUAGACAGCGUCUCCCUGAGGUGCAGAUGCGGCGGGCCAUGAGCGGAAUACUGAAGAGGAAAUUUGAGGAGGUGGAAGCCUCCUCCUCCCCGUGCUCUUCUGUGCGGGAGUCUGAUGAUGAGGUCUCCUGCAGUGAGAGUGGGGAUAGCAGCGACAGUGUCAACCCCUCUGCCUCGGGCCCUUUCACCCCUGACUCAAUACUGAAGAGGGAGAAGCGCCUGCGGACGAGGAGGGUGCAUUUUGAGAAUGUGACAGUGUACUACUUCAGCCGGCGGCAGGGCUUCACCAGCGUGCCCAGCCAGGGAGGCAGCACACUGGGCAUGUCCAACAGGCACAGCUGGGUCAGGCAGUACUCCCUGGGUGAGUUCGCCCUGGAGCAGGAGAGGAUCCACAGAGACAUGCUCAGAGACCACUUGAAGGAGGAGAAACUCACCUCUAUUAAACUCAAGCUGACUAAGAAUGGCACAGUGGAGUCUGAGGAGGCCAACACACUCACAGCCGAGGACAUUUCAGAUGAUGACAUUGAUCUGGACAACACAGAGGUAGACGAGUACUUCUUCUUGCAGCCUCUCACCACUAAAAAGCGCCGCACUCUGCUGCGCUCCUCUGGGGUAAAGAAGAUUGAUGUGGAAGAGAAACAUGAACUUCGGGCCAUUCGCAUGUCCAGAGAGGACUGUGGCUGUGACUGCAGAGUUUUCUGUGACCCAGAGACCUGUGCUUGUAGCAUCGCAGGGAUCAAGUGCCAGGUGGACCGUAUGUCAUUUCCAUGUGGCUGCACUAAAGAAGGUUGCAGCAACUCAACUGGAAGAGUGGAGUUUAACCCCAUCCGUGUUCGCACCCAUUUUUUGCACACUAUAAUGAAGCUGGAACUGGAGAAGAGUCGUGAGCAGCAGCAACCAUCCCCAACCAACGGUUACCGUAGUGAAACCAACGACCUGGGAGGUGGAAACCCUUUUGCUCAGUCGCAGCACCGGUUGGAGUACUCUCUGUCAGACGCUGUGCCGCAGACGACUACCAUGCACCUGCAGGCUGCAGACGAGAUGGAGGAGCCACUAGAUGACGAAGACGAGGAAGAAGACGAGGAAGACGACGAGGAGGAAGAGGAAAAUGAGGAAGAUGAGGAGGAUGAGGAGGACAGUAGCAGCGUUUGCAGCGGACUGUCUGACUCCAGCACCCAGAGCUUAGCUAACAGCGACUCUGAGGACGAGGAGGGGGAUGAUGAGGAUGAAGAGAAGUCUGAGAAUUUCGAGGACGAUAUGACGACCCCAGCGGUUUCUCAUACUGAAGUGGUGCCCUUGUCCUCUGUGCUGUGUUACAGCGAUGGCUCUGUGGCACAUGACAACCACAUAAAUGGAAACACUUACUUGAUGAACUCCUCCUCGGCUGAGUACUAUCAGCUGGGGAGCUCCAGUGCCGUCUCUAAUGGCCAACCCAGCCAACCCAGCCAACCCUACGGGGAAGCCUUAGCAUUCCAAGAUCCAGUUAGCACGACCAACGGCAGCGUGGCCCGGGGACCAUUCAACGUGACUGCUGAGCAGUACACAGACUACUCUAGUCAGCCUGAAGAACAGUACACAGCCAAUCACCAUUUCACUCUGACCAGUAGUGCUCCUGCCACCCCUUUGACCUGCUACACACCUGAUCAGAAGAAGAAGGUGUUGUCCAAGGCAGCGUUUGCCGAGCAGCCUGAGAAUCAGACACAGUUUCAAAACUACCUGAACAAUAACAAUCAGGGUUCCUACAGCACUCACAGCUCAUGUAUGACAGCUGAACAGCCACCACAAGAGUCAAAUCUUAAUGGACAUUCUGAUCUGACCUUACUAGCAAACACUACUAAGAACCUCCCUUUACCAGACCAUUGCCCUGAGGUCACAGCCAUUUAGUGGGCCUCACCUUUCUAAGUGUUCUUUCAUUAUUACGUCUUUACUUGAGCUUGACCAAGUGGUAUUCUAAGAGGACAUGAUCAUGGCCUUUUUGCAUUAUCUGACCUUAAAUUUCAAAGCAAUUUACAGCAACGUACUAGAUCUUCAUCUGUAACUAUAAAGCCAUAGGUUCAUAAUGGAAAUGGUUUUGAGGGAUUCUUCAGCCUUGAAGGUUUCUCCACUACAGCGUGCGCUUAAGCUGCAAAUUUGAACAGAUCAAAAACAUCACAACGUAAUUCACGUCAUGCUGUGCAAUGUAUCCUGUAAUUUCAGAUGUAAAGUUCUAGUUUUAAGCAGAUAUUGUACUGUAGAUGGAACUUUUCUAUGUCUACUGUAUGUGUCAAAUGUGCAAAAGAAGGUUUAUCGUCAGUUUAUUUAUUGUUUCUGAAUUAUGUGUAUACUUAUAUAUUGUAAAUGUUUUGAUAACAAUACGCAUGCUGUUUUGGGAAUCUCAGUGACAUUUCGGGGGAAAAAAAUGCCAUUGUUUUAUAUUUAAAAAAUGUGUUGUAGGCCCUAUACAUAAUGUACAUUUCUCUUCUUUUUGUCACAAUUAUAUGCUUUUCUAUGAUUUUGAAAAGCAUGAAAAAGCCUGAACUCUUAUUUGUAUGUUUGGAAUACAGUCAAAAUCAAUUCACAGCCUUUUGCACUUAUGUGUAGGGGUCCAGUGGCAUGCAGUUGGUUUUAAAUGACAAAUACUUGUCCCACUCACCCCCCACCUGCUCAUUACUACAGUAACACAAUUAACACACGUCGCUACAAAAGAAAGUCUAUUCUUUGAAGCAUUUCUUUGACACAGGGAUACUAAUAGAAUAAGAUUUUGACAUAUCUGUGACAAGUAUGAGAAGCUCUAUGAUUGAUCAUAGACAAAAUGACACCAGAUUUAUCAUGAAAUCAGCAGAAAUAGCCCAAUUUGAACAGUGACCAGUCCUGAUGACAGAAUAAUGUAACAGUACUGGUUAGAGGAUUACUGAAUGCAGUGUAAGCAACAUUUCACUAUCUAACAACUAUGAUGUUUAUUUAUGUGGAUCCCAUAGAGAUAUUGAUUUCUUCUAAUGAAGUGCAAUAGAUUGAUGGUUUUUAACAUUCUUUCUCUUCUAGAGAAAAUCCUCAAUAAAGUGGACUAAGAUAGCCUUUUAUUGAUGGUCACAGCACUUAAUAUUUGUAUUUAAAGCACCAUUGGAAUCAUUUAAAAUAUGCCACAGUUGUAGUAAUUGUAUAUGAGGUAAGCAAAUGUUCAAUGAUGACAAUCAAAGCUUAUUUUCAAACAAGUUUCAACUUAUGAGUAGUAAAAAGCCAGACGGUAUGACUCCCGAGUCCUGUGAGCCAUUUAAAAAAUCACUGAACAGCCAGAUAUGACAACUGUUUACCAAAAAUUUGUAAAUAACAUUUUGACACAUAUUUAUAAAAUUACUGACAAAAUGGAAAUUGAAGUGACUGCUCAACAAAUGGGGGACUGCAAUAAUUUAGUGAACAGUAACGCUGUACUGUUGAAGUUCUUUACCUUGAGCUCUUUGCUCCUGCAUGAAUACAGAUAUUUGCCCCUUUUCCAAGCUUGCAAAUAUCUACAACUUUAAAGCCAGAAGGUUUAGUACCAGAGCUUUGGUGGUUCUGUGUCACUGCUGAGUAGCUGAGACCUCUCAUGCCGCUGUUGUUGGACAUAGAAGUGUACAGACUGCUUUCAGGCAAUCAGUGGCAUCAACAUAGCCUAUAGUACAGAUUAAAUGUGCCAAAGCAUUCAGUGUGAGAAGGCUAGAUACAGUGACACUGCAUCCAGUUAGGAAUCCUGUGUUUCAUUUUUAUUUUCCAGUAUUUAUUAUGAAUGAUAUAUUGAAAUGUGUAUUUAUUGUGGUUUACUAAAAGUCUGUAUUGAGUAAAUUGCUUCACUAUCUUAAAACUGUCUUUUGUUUCAUGCUGGUUGUGAGUUGUAAAGCUUCAUGUGCCUGAUUUAUUUAAUUCUAUUUCAUAUUCUGUGAAAUGCAUACGUUUUGCACAAAAUGGUUGAGAUUUUUUCAAUGUGUUUGGUUUUGGACUGUAGAUAGAGCCAACUUCAUUUUCAGUAGUUUCAUUUUAACAUGAUUUUGAAAUAAAUUUUAUUAAAAUUUC
Messenger RNA from Amphiprion ocellaris (clown anemonefish), 4456 nucleotides. It is a transcript of the gene csrnp3, whose product is annotated as cysteine-serine-rich nuclear protein 3. Gene Ontology annotation, cellular component: nucleus. The record is from RefSeq and is a predicted model, not a curated record. Gene Ontology annotation, biological process: regulation of transcription by RNA polymerase II. Gene Ontology annotation, molecular function: DNA-binding transcription factor activity, RNA polymerase II-specific; sequence-specific DNA binding. Lineage: Eukaryota; Metazoa; Chordata; Actinopteri; Pomacentridae. Bases 458 to 2314 code for a protein of 618 amino acids. The transcript is spliced from 7 exons.